Molecule: messenger RNA, 788 nt
Organism: Stegastes partitus (bicolor damselfish)
Lineage: Eukaryota; Metazoa; Chordata; Actinopteri; Pomacentridae
Product: hepcidin-like
Exons: 3
Coding region: 248-550 (100 amino acids)
Biological process (GO): defense response to bacterium; intracellular iron ion homeostasis
Cellular component (GO): extracellular region
Source: RefSeq, a predicted model, not a curated record
GUAUAAAUACCAGCAGGCUCGGCGUACCCAACCAUCAGACGGACCUGUAGAAGAGCUGACAAGGGUCACUGAAAGAUCUGAAGAAAUCCACUCGCCCAGACAAUCACCAUCCAUCACCGAAGCCCGGAGAAUAAAUUGAAGAUAUUGUGGUGCUCUUCGGUGGCCCUGACACCCAUGAGAAAGAAGACCUAUCAACUCUAAUCUUCAAAGGAUUUAAUAACUAAACCAUUUAAACCCCCCGACCGAAAUGAAGGCAUUCAGCAUUGCAGUUGCAGUGACACUCGUGCUCGCCUUCGUUUGCAUUCUGGAGGGCUCCGCGUUCCCACUCACCGGGGUGCAAGAGCCGGAGGAGGCAGGGAGCAAUGACACUCCAGUUGCGGCACAUCAAGAGAUGUCAAUGGAAUCAUGGAUGACGCCGAGUCACAUCAGGCGAAAGCGUCACGGCCUCAUCCCCGUGUGCCACUGGUGCUGCGAGGGCAAGAAGGGCUGCCGCGUCUGCUGCAUGAAAUUACCUUAUUCUCCACUCCCCUUUCCAUCUGCAAAGAUUUAGCAUCAUUCUAAAAAAAAAUGUAUGAUUCAAGGAACAUCACUGACAAAUGACGAGCUACUCUUUUGUAUUUAUUUUCUAUGUUUUAACAUUUAACGCGUCCUGUAAGCUCAGUGAUAUGUAAAUUCACCCUCUUUUUUUUCUCUCUCUUUUUUUUUUAAGUCAGAUGUUGUUUGAAAAUGAGUGAAAAAAAUAUUUGUUUUGCUAAAAUAAAUAUCUAACAUUUUGAAGCGACUGCAAA